Molecule: messenger RNA, 591 nt
Organism: Hyalella azteca
Lineage: Eukaryota; Metazoa; Arthropoda; Malacostraca; Amphipoda; Hyalellidae
Exons: 4
Source: RefSeq, a predicted model, not a curated record
UUUUGAACUCUGAAUUGGGCUUUGAAUUCUUUUAAUUUUGAACCCUUCAACGAUUGUUUUGAAAAUGGGCGGCCGUUCUCUCCAAGUGAUGACAAAUUACUGAUUUGUCCACGGGACGAUGACAACAAUGAUUGCGAGAACCUUAUAUACUGUCGCAAUGAUUGCCUCAAGCUUCUCCAUGAUGACUUAUAGCUACGAGAACGACAACUUAAGCUACACAGAGUGUCUUAAUGACACAGACUGUCAGAGCAAAUACAACUGGGAGGCCCCAUACCAGGAGUGUGUCUCAGGACUGUGCAAGUGUCCACUAGGAACAUGUCAGAUCACCACGCAGCUCAGCUUCUGGAACAGCCAACUCGUCCGAUACUAUUGUGGCACGUGUGGCAGCUAUGGGUCACAGUGCUCAAGCGAUGAAUCUUGCCUGCCUCCAGACAGUCUCUGUGACAUAUACUGUAGAUGUCCUAAUGACCACGGCUAUGUAUCCUACGGCUUCUGCCAUGUGUUCGUACCGACGUCUGCUGUGAGCUCCCUUAACCUGGUGCUGACGGGGGUUCUGAUCCUCAUAAUCAUCCUCAACAAGUUCAUGAAUUC